Messenger RNA from Sorex fumeus (smoky shrew), 1052 nucleotides. It is a transcript of the gene ANKRD49, whose product is annotated as ankyrin repeat domain 49. Bases 177 to 905 code for a protein of 242 amino acids. The record is from RefSeq and is a predicted model, not a curated record. The transcript is spliced from 3 exons. Gene Ontology annotation, molecular function: protein binding. NCBI's taxonomy places the organism in Eukaryota, Metazoa, Chordata, Mammalia, Eulipotyphla, Soricidae.
ACCCCGGCUAGAGGCCGCUCGACCCGCCGCGACCGCGUCUGUUCGGCCCGGUGUGGCUGGCCGCUGCGGUGAACGCAACCAGGCGGCUCGGAACCGGGAGAUCUUCAGUUGUGUGUGCAUGGUUAAUCCCUGGGAAGAUUGCUUACAUGCUGUCAUUUGAAAUGCUUUGCAUUUGAAUGGUGAUAAAAAUGGAAAAAGAGAGAAUAAAUGAUGAAAACCCAGGUCAGAAGGUUCCCUUGGACUUUUCUGAACACUUUAACCAACUUGAAUUGUUGGAAACACAUGGACACCUUAUUCCCACUGGCACCCAGAGUCUCUGGGUAGGGAGUUCUGACGAAGACGAGGAACAAGAUGAAAAAACUGAGGAGUGGUAUCAGUUGCAGGAAAAGAAGAUGGAAGGAGAUCCAAGCAAAUUGCUUCUUUGGGCUGCUGAAAAGAAUCGGCUUGCUACAGUGCAGAGGCUGCUGUCAGCCAAGGCUGCGGAUGUGAAUACCAGGGAUGAAGAUGAGUAUACACCUCUCCACCGCGCAGCCUACGGGGGUCACUUAGAUGUGGUCCGGGAGCUGAUCCACCAAGGGGCAGAUGUUCAUGCCGUGACCGUGGAUGGCUGGACACCCCUGCACAGUGCCUGCAAGUGGAAUAACGCUAAGGUGGCAUCCUUCUUGCUUCAGCACGAAGCUGAUGUCAAUGCACAGACUAAAGGCCUCCUCACACCCUUGCACCUUGCUGCUGGGAACCGAGACAGCAGGGAGACUCUGGAGCUCCUCCUGAUGAGCCGCUAUAUCAAGCCAGGUCUGAGGAACCACCUGGAGGAGACUGCAGGCGAUGUCGCCAGGAGGACGAGUAUCUUUCACUACCUCUUUGAAAUAGUGGAAGGCUGCACAAACUCUUCACCUCAGACUUAGCCAUCCCAGCAGUUUCUUGAGAACCAGCACCUGCAGUGGGAGCUGUCAUUUCCCAGUGGCAAAAAAUUACAUCAGUCUUAACAGAAUUUCACGGUCCCCACCUAGUGCACUUCAAAGUGAAUUGAUGCCCAAAUAUCUGUGAAUUUG